AUAUGGGUCUUCAGUGACUCUUCACCACUCGUACAUGGAAACGUUGUUGGGUGAACGGCGAAGUUCUUCAUAACUUGCAAUCCAAAUUUAGUUGACAUAUCACAUAAGAUUGUUUUUUGCAACUCCAAGGGUAUUGUACAAGCAUGGAUGAAGACACUGGUCUUAAAUCUCAUCGGCAUCGAAGAGAGCAUAAGGAGUUUAGAGAAUUAGAAAGAAAAGAGAGAGACAGGGAGAAGAAUAUCGAGCGAGAAAAGGAAAGGACUCGAGAAACCCACAGAGACAGUCGAAUAGGUCUAAACAAAGAGCGGGAUAGAGAUAGGUAUGGUGACCGAGACAGAGAAAGAGCUAAGCGCCGUGACCGUAGCAGUGCUGACAGAGAGAGAGUUAGAGAUGUCAGGAGAGCCCGGAGCAGCUCUCCUCCUGAUAAGUCAUGGACUGAAAAAGAUAAGAACAAUGCUGAUGAGGCUAUGGAAGAGGAGUUGCCCCCUGUGCCCAUCAAAAAAGAGCCACUAUCCCUGGAGGAAAUGGUGGCCAGGAAGCGAGAGGAGGAAGAAAAGCAAAGUAGACCCAAGUUCCUCACUAAGGAAGAGAGAGCUGCUGAGGCUUUGAAAAAACGUCAACAAGAAGUUGAAGAGCAGAGGCGGAAACAGGAAGAAGAACGUAAAACCCGCGAGACGAUGUUCAAAGAAGGUCAGAGGGAGUUGGAGGAUGCCCUUCGCAGCGAAGACCCUCGAGAGCGCUACCGAAGGGAGCGAGAUCGAGAGACAAAGGAAGAUAUUGAGGCCGAGAAGAAGAGGCAACUGGCACGUGAUGCCAUCAACGAACGCUACUUUGGGAUCGUCAAGAGGAAGCGGCGUGUGAGACGUCUAAACGACCGGAAGUUUGUGUUCGAUUGGGACGCUUGUGAAGACACCUCAGUUGACUACAAUGAACUGUACAUUUCUAAGCAUGACGUGCAUUUCUUUGGUCGUGGUCACUUUGGAGGGCUAGACAUCAAGGAUCAAAAGAAGCAGCAGUCCAAAUUCUACUCAAUGUAUUUGGAGAAAAGGCGUACGCAGGAAGAGAAAGACCAAGAGGGCGUGCGUAUUAAAAAAGAACAGAGAAGGGAAGACAAACAAAAGUUUGAUGACCGUCAUUGGAGCGAGAAGGCUGUUGAACAAAUGACAGAGAGAGAUUGGAGAAUUUUCAGGGAAGAUUACAAUAUUUCCAUCAAAGGAGGACGCAUACCCAAUCCAUUGAGGAGCUUUGAGGAAUCUGAUAUAAAGAAAGAUAUUUUGGAUAUCAUUGAAAAAGUCGGUUAUACCGAACCUACGCCUAUUCAGCGACAAGCCAUUCCUAUUGGUUUUCAAAACCGCGACAUUAUCGGUGUUGCAGAGACUGGUUCCGGCAAAACCUUGGCUUUCCUCAUACCACUUCUGGUUUGGAUUCAGUCUCUGCCCAAGCUCGCUCGUCUAGAAGACGCCGAUCAAGGACCCUAUGCUCUCGUUAUGGCGCCAACUCGCGAGUUAGCGAACCAAAUUGAGGAAGAGAGCAAUAAAUUUGGUGACCCGUUGGGCAUCAGAACAGUUUCAGUGAUCGGUGGAUUGUCGAGGGAGGAGCAAGGCAUGAAACUCCGCAUGGGUUGUGAGAUUGUCAUAGCCACUCCUGGUCGUUUGGUGGACGUACUAGAGAACAGAUAUCUCGUAUUAAAUCAGUGCACCUACGUUGUCUUUGAUGAAGCUGACAAAAUGAUUGACAUGGGCUUCGAGCCUGAUGUCCAGAAAAUUCUUAGUCACAUGCCUGUAACGAAUGAAAAACCCGAUACCGACGAUGCUGAAAAUGAGGAUACACUUAUGAAAAACUUCCUGUCUAAGCACAAAUACCGGCAAACUGUGAUGUUCACGGCCACUAUGCCACCUGCAGUUGAACGUCUGGCUCGCAAAUAUCUGCGGCGACCUGCCUAUGUCUAUAUUGGCUCGGUUGGCAAGCCUGUUGAGCGUGUAGAACAGAUUGUCUUCAUGGUCUCGGAACAAGAAAAACGCAAAAAGCUGCUCAAUAUUCUACAGAGAGGAAUUACGCCGCCGGUACUCAUUUUCGUCAACCAGAAGAAAGGAGCAGAUGUGCUGUGUCGCGGUUUGGAGAAACUUGGCUUCAAUGCCACGACAUUGCACGGUGGCAAGGGACAAGAGCAGCGUGAGAGUGCUCUUGCAAGCCUCAAAGGAGGUGCAAAAGACAUUCUCGUCGCCACCGACGUCGCCGGUCGUGGUAUUGACAUCAAAGAUGUAUCUCUUGUCAUCAAUUACGAUAUGACCAAGAAUAUUGAGGAUUACACUCACAGGAUCGGUCGCACAGGUCGUGCUGGUAAGACUGGGCGAGCGAUCUCGUUCCUGACCAAGGAAGAUUCCGGCAUUUUCUAUGACCUUAAACAGACGCUCCUGAGUUCACCUGUCAGCACAUGCCCUCCAGAGCUUGCUAACCAUCCAGAUGCUCAGCACAAGCCUGGAACCGUUAUGACCAAGAAGCGACGAGAGGAAAAGAUUUUUGCCUAACUUCGAUUGAAUUGUCAUGUGCUCUCCAUUUGGUAUGUUUCAUUCAUGCAAAAUCAUUUAUCGCGUUCUGAUCUGUAAGUGCAGUGGAAAGUUUCGUAAAUUUUCUAAUCUUCAUCAGUUCUGUCAUGCGUGUUAUUAUUGUAUCUAUCGCUGCAUUCCGAUAACUACGAAUGUUUUUUAUUAUUGUCCACAAAUUAUGAGGUUUCAUUUAUCGGCAGUGCAUAUACUUUUUUUCAUUUGAUUUCCUGGGAAUGCUGUCACGUAGUAACUCUUUAAGAGAAGCUUAAGCUCUUGUUCAUAUCUUCUACAUUUUGUGGUCAGAUUCGUGUAUACUGUAUAGCCUGCGAUACGGCGGCCUCGCGCGGUCACAACCUUCAGCUCGAUCGCUCUGGUAGCAACAUAACGUUCCUGUUAGUUCCCUUGUCAGCAUCACUGAUAUAAGCCUAUUUAGUUAUUGAGGUAAGAUUUACUCAUUUCUGAGGAAUAUCUUAUUUGCGAUUUUUUUCAAGUAUCGAAUCACCCCGUCUCAUAAUUUGACAAAAUGUUUCCAUGCUUUUGAUUGGAGGUGAACUUGCUUGAUGGUCAUCAACCUAAGCUUAUACGAGCUAUUAUUUAUGUUAAGAAAUAAUAUACUAAAGCAUUGAACGAUUUUAUAAGUAUCAAAUAAUUAAUGAUUAGGAAAUCAUUUCGAACGGCCGUAGUGACAUAUGGAGCGAUUGAGCCGACAAAAAAUUCGGAUGUAUGCGUAAUAAAUUGUUUAAUUUA
This is a messenger RNA of Hyalella azteca, 3293 nucleotides long. RefSeq names its product probable ATP-dependent RNA helicase DDX23. Gene Ontology annotation, cellular component: catalytic step 2 spliceosome. The coding region runs from base 144 to 2528 and encodes 794 amino acids. Gene Ontology annotation, molecular function: ATP binding; RNA helicase activity; RNA binding. The transcript is spliced from 4 exons. The record is from RefSeq and is a predicted model, not a curated record. Gene Ontology annotation, biological process: mRNA splicing, via spliceosome. NCBI's taxonomy places the organism in Eukaryota, Metazoa, Arthropoda, Malacostraca, Amphipoda, Hyalellidae.